Molecule: messenger RNA, 14772 nt
Organism: Pocillopora meandrina
Lineage: Eukaryota; Metazoa; Cnidaria; Anthozoa; Scleractinia; Pocilloporidae
Source: the annotation of a GenBank genome assembly
AUGGAAAGUUUCAAAGCGAUCGCCGAUGAUACUUCGCAAAAGGAAAAUAAUCCUUUCUUGACAAAAUAUUUAAAGGAGAGAAGUCUGCAGAGAGAAGUUCCGUUAUUCAACGCAGACCCGAAGUUUGCUCUAGAUCAAGGCGACGGUAUGUAAAAGUUGGUUUGUCAACGGGCAAUAGUAGUAGCAGUAGUAGUAGUAGUACUAGGACGUUAUGAUCUAGAUAAAUGAGUUGAUUUUGUCAUGUUGGGUCAUUAAUAUCGAUAAUCGCAACAUAGUUAGAAGUGCAUCUCCUUUGUAACACCUGUAAGCCUCUUCACUGUUUAGUUUUCAGUAUCAAGUUUUCGUAGAAAUUUGUCCAAGAGCGCUUUUAAAUUUGGUUUCGUAGAAGCAAUGCUAGAGAGAAUACCUCCUUCCUCCCCUCCUUCCCAUUGCUACGGAGGUAAAAAGCUGAGGUUAAGUUGAACAGCUGAUGAAACACAACAAAGUUAUUCCCUAUGCAUUUUUUGUUUACCUUUUGUUUCUCUUUCUCCUUUCUUUUCCAUAGCAAAAUCUCAGCAGCCUUUGAAGGUAAGGAACAUGACAACUCAGGCACAGAACCACAGACCUCAUGAUCAGGCACAACUUGUGGAUAAGUUUAGGAAGCUACGUCAGUGGCAACAACAACAGCAGGAGAGUAUGUUCCGUCAACAACAACAACAAAUGGAGACACUAAGAAUGGAACAAAACAAACUUCAAAGUAUUUUGGCUGCCCAAAGAAAACUUCAAGGACAAACUGCUACAAGUACCCCAACAUAUCCUCCAAACUUUGUAGGAACUGUUUCAAGUCAAGCUGAACCUAUCAGAGAAGGAUCAGUGACUGUCACAAGUCAACUACAACAGGGAAGUGUGAGAUUGCAGGCUCCCUUAGAUAUGGGGUCAAGAGUCCAAGUUGAAGAUGGAGGCUUUGAGUCUGUGAGGAAUGGUUCAGAUGGUUUUCCAAGAUCCAUACCAACAUUUUCAUUGCCCUCUUCUGCUAUGGGCCAAAUGGAUUUUGAAAUGCAAACUAGACAGCCUGGACCACAACACUUUGGCGAACCUGAUCCAAAAUUCUCCGUCAAUGAUAAAGACAGAUUUCAAGAAAGUUUGCCUCAUUUGAAUGAGACAGUUUAUCCUGUAAUGUGGAACUCAUCAAAUUACCGUUUCCCCCUUAGAACUAUUCCUCCUGUGGUGGGGACCAGACCCAUAUCAGAACAGCCUGUGAUUGGAUCAGCAAUGACAAGUAACCCCCUAUCCCACCUUGGGAUGACUAAAAUUCCUCCACAGUUUCAAAGUCCAGUCAUAAGUCAAAGACCAGGUGAUAUGUUUCAGAACAAUCCUGCAACAAAUAAUGAUAACUGUCCAGAACUGAACCUUGAAAGAAUUGAUACCUCUCAGUAUGAUAGAAAUCCAGCAAUGACACCAGAUCUAGAGAGGUUAUGGAGUCACAAUGCUGGUGUAAAAAGUGUGACUGACAUAGAUUCUCAAGUUGAUGAACACUCCGAAGCAGACACUAUGAGUGGGGUUUACCCUCUCUAUGAUUCUGAGCCUGACAUGGGCUUUAAUGAGAUAGAGGAUGAAAAUGAUGAAGAUGAUAAAGAUGCAGAGUCAGAUGAUGAGGAAGAGUUAGAGGAAAGUUAUGAAAGGGAUAGAACUGUUAUAGACUUACAGGCUCAAUCACAGGAUUCUAUGGAAAUGGUGAGUUUUCAUGAGGAUGUCUUAGUGAGAUAUUCAAUUAAUAUAAUGUAACAGGAUAAAGGGGGUAAGUUUUUAAAGAAACUUUGGUGCUGCAUUGAUGGGGGGUUCACCAAGAUGAAAUUGCUUUUGUUAGCUGAGUUGAUAAUGUAGAUUGAUAAUGUAGAUUGACACUGCAGAGAGAUUCUAAAGCUGAUGUUUUAAGUUCACUGCGAUGAAGGGCUAAUGAUCUAAAUGUCAGAUUUAAAAUUCUUUGCCACAGUCAAUUUACUUUAUCAACACAAUAUGUAAGGGGACUUACUUUAAACACCAUCUUGCUUAAAAAUAAAAACUUAAUAUGCUUGCAAAGAAGUUUGUUAACGGCAGAAAACUACACAAAGGUCAUUUUGGAAACUUGAAUGGGGAACAGGCUCUGCUUUUGUAUGAUGAACUACCCCCUCCCUCUUAAAAAUUUUUUGCUGUCUCUUAAACAACUGCAUUACUAAGUGGAGGUUGGGUGCCUGAGACAACCAGGAACUUCCACUAUUGGAAGCUAGCUCUUAGAUGGAGAUUGCUCCCAUGGUUGGCACAUCCUGGCAACCCAGCCAUGAGCCCCCUCACAGGAAAUGGAAACAGGUACCUAUCACACUGAAUAAACAGUGGAAAGAGGGAGGGAAGGGGUGUGGAAAACUACCAAGACAAUGAGCUGCCACUCCAAACAAUUCUGAAAGUUCAGGCUCAAAGCACAUGCAAGAAUGCCUUAAUAGAAGAGCACAUGUUAUUCUGGUGCAUACGCUUAUGCAAAAACAGCUGACUACCAGUGAACACUGAUGAUCUUUGUUCUUAACUCUGUUAAAUUGCAUUUGACUGUGUUUAAUGGGAAUGGAGUUAACUGAACUAUAUGGAUUAUGCACAAUAGAAUAUCAUAAUGAUAACAUUUGCUAGCACAAAAAUGAAUCAUUUCAAAUUUUUGUGUUACAAAAUUGUGACACACUGUUCCCUAUUUUGAAUAAAUAAGAAUGAAUGAAUGAAUGGCAUCUGCUUUUUUUUCCCCUGUAAUCAGAAUGAACAACGUAUGGAAGAAAACUGUCAGACUGAAGUUGGAGAUGAGAUGCCAAUAAAACCUGGCAUAGGUAUAAGUUAUGAAGUGUUAAAGAAUAUUAAGUUUUGUUAAUAGAAUAAUAGAGAUGGUAAGUUUUGAGCUUGGUAAAGAAAUAGAAAAAGAUGUCUUUUUUGUCUUGUCACAAGCAUGGGACAAAAAAAAAAUUCAGAGUUCCCAUGAGGAAUUGAACCCCAGGCCUUUGGGAUUCCACACUCUGAUGCUCUACCACUGAGCCACAGGGACUCCAUGGUAAGGAAGGCCUAUUACAAAGUUCAAAUGACACACAACAUUAAGUUUUAUCCAAAUGGUGAAACCAAUGAACAUGAUCCAAAGACCAUGAACAUUUCUAAAAAUAUUUCAUGCCCAUAAAACCUAGUUUCUUGUGUUCAAGGUGCAUUUACACCAUCUAUUGCUGUUUCUGGUCUAUGUUUCAUCCUAAGAAAUUUUUUCAUAUCAGUCAGGUGGUAAAAAUUACCCACAAGGGAGGGGUUCCUCCACCCCCAACCCUCUAUUUGGAUCUACCAGUACCGAUGAGUCGUUAAACUAUUGCACAGGGAGUGCAGACUGUCUCAUUGAAUUUAAAAUAAAUUUUGAAUCAAUUUAUACUGCUUUUUCUUGUCAAAAGUUCUAUUUGAAUUUCAAUUAUUUGUUUCUGUUUCUGUAGGAGGAUCAUCUCAGGCUAAGACUUUUGAAGAACUUUUAGAGGAGCAACUGAAACUUGAUGCAGAGGUUAGUUUCAUGACCACAUACCUGUAACUGUUUUGUGAUUCCAUUUAACUUGCAUGUCUUUUUUAUGGUAGCAAAUGUCAACAUUCAGAAAUUGGUUAUUGAUAAUUACAUAAAUUGUUUUUGAUCAAGGCUUCUAAAGCACCAACUAAAACUCAAAGUACAACUCAAAAACCCCAAAGAACAUUUCUAAGAAAAGGUCAAGGACUUGCCCGAUUUAAAGGAAAGUCAGCUUCAGCUAAGGUAAUAACAAAAACCCAAGAACCAGCUGUUCAGCUGACAACAGCUCAACAGAAAAAAGAAAAGAGGACUGGGAAUGCUGUGGCAGCUUCAUCUCAAGGGAAUAACAGAUUAGGUGGAGUGAGUGGAGGUCCUGUGGCACAGAGCAAGGUGAGACAGGAGCUAUUAAUGAUAAUGACCAUUUUUGUUAACAAACAAACAAACAAUUGAACACUUUUUUCCAAGGAAAGGGAAUGAGAGGAGUGUUAGAGUUUCACAAAUACUCCACCAGAGAACUUGUCAAAUUUUGGAGAUUGAUGCAUCAAAGAUCAAAGAACUUAAAGACUUUCUUUGUGCACUAAUUGUGGGUCAAGUCUAUAGUCCCAUGGAAAAGGAGUAAAUUUGAGACAUAUGUGUAUCUAGGCUUUGGCAAACCUAUGUUCUGUAAUAUUUUUCUUUUCCUGCUAAUGGCGCAGUGUUUUCUCUAGUCAGAAUUCACUUCUGUCUUACCAACUCUAACUUAUUGGUCAGCUUCUUUCCUCUUCCUCUAACACAGGUGACUCGCAAGGUGGCUUCGAGAAGCCCACAGGUGAUGACAGAAGCAUCUGUGAAGUCACAGCAGAUCAGGGGGUCUAAACCUUUUAAAACCCAACCAGCUUCCUCAGAUGGAAAACCUGUCGCCAUAGCUGUUACCAAGCCUGCUGCGAUGCCCACAAGGUACAGUGUACAUUUACAUGUGACAUAAAGUUAAGCUGUCGGCUGAGUGUUUCGUCUAAUUGGAAACUUUUGCAGCAAAGUUAGUUGAUAUCGAAAUCCAAACCAGCCCCAGCUUGGAGCACCGUAUGCAAUUGAAUUAUACUGUAUCAAAUGUCAUCUUCGCUGUAAUUUGGUAUUGUCAACUGAGUUGAUAACGUUAAUUGGCCACCGUAAAGAGUUUAAAAGCUGACGUUUCGAGCGUCAGCCCUUCGUCAGAGCAAAUGACGUGGCCAAUUUAAGUCAUCAACUCAGUUAAUAAUACCAAAAUAAUAAUUUCCUUGUUAUGCUCUCCCACCAACGCAGCACCACAGUUUCUUUAGAAACGUAUCCCCUUUACUAAUUUGUCAACUUCAUUGGAUGUGUAUGCUUCGCAGUGUCAUUUCCGAUGAACCAGAGGAGAGUAAUCCACCUUCUGUGUUUAACAGUAUUGAUGCAUCAUUCCAAAUGAGACUGAAGGAAUUAGAAGAAAAACAAGAGGUAAACAGUCAAUUUUGUACAUGUACAUUAUACCUUGAUACCUUAACAAUGACAAUGGCGAUAACAAUGAUAAUGGUGGUAUGUAGUCGUUUUGGUACUCAUGAACGUUUCAUUCUCAGUAUUUUCCUUUUUUUGUUACCUGCUCUUUAUUGCUUUCUCACGCCUAGCUCAGUUUUUCCUUGUUGCGAGGAAAAUUUUGCAUCUCUUUUAUUCAUGGUUUUCUGAGUUUCACGAUAAGAGAUGGGACAAAAUGACUCGAGCUCUGCGGAUUGCGCCAUCUGAAAAAUUCAAGUAUAACUACGACAAAUCACAAAAUUUACAAAUCAUACUCAGUUGAUUCGUACUCGAAUUAAGAUGAUUCGUUCCCAGUUUGAGUCGGUUCUUACACAAGCCGCUGGUCGAUUUCAACCUAUCUUAACAGCAUGCUGGAAAGUAAUGGUUUAUAACAAUGAUAAUAAUUGUAAUUUUACUUUUGAUAAUGUUUUCUUGAUAACGAUAAUGUUGGUGAUCUAUUGUAUUUAAAAUAAGUCUCUAAUUAGUACUCCCUCUUAGUUUUGACCUCUCUUUGUUGCACUAAUUUAGUUGGAAGAAGAAGAACUUGAAGAAUUUGAGCUCCUAGAACAAGCUGCAGCAAAUGCUUCCUUUUCAUCCAACUCCUCUGUGGUUGUCAAAGUGUUGGCCAAAGCCAGAGGAGGAAGUGCACAGAUCAGUAAAAAUAACACAAUGCGAGGAGCUGGGAACAAGCCCGAAAACAGAGGUAGCAGAUCAGUACAGAAAGUUAUGUAUGCGAGUGUGAUGUCCAGUUUUAAACAAAAAGAGUGUUUUUGUUUGAGAGACAAUCAGAAACUUGAGACGCUCAGCUCCCGGUGAUGUCUUUUGCAGGUGCAGGUGGAAUUCUGAGCCCUGUUGACACAGGUUAUGGCAGUGGGGAUGGUAAAGGGGCUGUGUCAAUUGAUGAAUCAAGACGACUACCCGUGGUAGAAUUGAGAGAACCUCAUGAAAAUGGUAAGUUAAAAGUAAUGGAUCUUAUCGGACGCACUUUUAUUGAAAAACAUUAGACAAGAAUCCGUGUAUCAGGGCUGGACGAGAUUACGUGAGCGGGGCCGGAAAAAUCCGCACGGACGCGCGAGCUGCGAACCAAAAGGAGAAAGGAAGGAAAUGAAGAGCAAAGAUUAUUUGAUAAAAUGUUACGUGGGGCUUGACGGUAAAAUAUUUGCUUCUUGGUGCGUGAGGUCCAUAGGUCGUAACCUCGAGCCACAUUUUUCUCUCUGACCCACUUACCCAGUCAAGAAGUACAUAACUUGUCGCUUUGGUCGCUUGAAGGUCUCUUCCCGACUCAAAUCUCCGUCAAAAUAUUGUUGUUAAUGACACUGCAUAAAGAGUGGUGACCCUGUGUCAGAACAGGGAAUAAGAUGGUGAUGUUAUCCCGUUUAUAUUCCGUAACAGAGAGUGAAGAUGACGAUGGUGAUGUGACUCUACAGGAGAUGAGUUUAGACAGUGCCUUGGAACUUGAUUCUGGUCAAGAUGAAAAGAGACAAGCAGCUGGAGACCUGCAAAAAGGUAAAAAUUUUAGAUUUGCACCACUAUUAACUGGGCUUUGAAGCCAUAUCUGUUCCCGUAUUGGAGUCUGAUUCCAGAAUUGAUUAAAAAACAGCUCACACGCGAGGAUCAUUCAAUUAAUUGAAAAUGAAAAUUAUUUGGUGAACGUUUAGAGGUCAUACUCUAAGACCGAGUCACUCCUUUGUGACAUUCCAAUUUUCUUACAGUCUUGGCCCCAGCUUACCUCAAUCCUCCCUCGACUGAGAGUGACAACGAGUUUAAUGACGAAGACACGUGGGCUGUAAUAAAGAAACAGGCAGGUACAGACUUUGAGAAUGCGGAGAAGGGAGGAGAAGUCGACUCCGAUGACGACGACGACGAUGAUGAGGAUGACAGUGAUGUGACAAUCAGUGACAUAUUCCCUCUUGUAACCUCCACUCCGCCUGUUGCCCUAAAGAGGGGUCAGCCUCCAAAGAGCCAAGCAGCAGAUGCAAUUGAGGAUGAACGGAUGCUGGCUGCGUCGACCCCACCAACAUCAACGCUUGUUACCAAGCUGUUUCCCCAGCUGAAGCCGAAGCAGAAAGCUGCUGUAAGUUAUUCAGUGUUAAUUCGUGUCAUGAACAUAAGCAAGAAGCCCUCUGUAUUAUUCCUGUACCGAUUUGUAACUUUCAAGGCCUGGCCUCACGAAGCGAUAAGUUGUUUGGCCAGAUCUUUGAGAAAAACUGCCUUGUUAGCACUGCUUCCAAAACAGUACAAAAACAGUGAUUUUGUGGCUGAAUUAUUCGCUUACAGUGCAUUUGGGCGACCUCUUUUGGAAAAAAAAUUCUGGCGAAAGUAUGAAGGUUCUUUUUAAAAAGUUCUACGUCAUACGUUUUUCGCUGCGACUUGUCUCCGUGACAUAUCUCUCGAUAUAUCCUGGUGCUUGUUUUCACCUUUUUUUUUACGUAAAACCUGUUCAAAAGCAUUGCAGCUAAGCAAUACUGGCUACCAAAGGAUUGGUAUAUUGUACUCGAAAACUCAUGAAAUAAUCGAGAUACUUCACCUGAUUCGAUCAAGAUUCCUUCCCGUAAGUAAUUAAAGAACUGAUUGCAUGAACUUGAGACUUUCAAUUCCCGCCGGUCGAAUGGUCUAUCUCAGACCCUCGAAUAGCUUUUGGCGUGAACAAUUAUGCUCGGAGAUGGACUUGAUCGAUUUCAAGCGAAAAACAAUUUCAAUGAUCUUUAUCGUUGUGUCACCAAAGCCGGCUGUCGCCAAACAAGCCACAAGUGAUGUUCCUAAGGCCCAGGGGCAGGAGGAAGAGCCUGUAGACACGGUUCAGAGUGCUGCGGUCAGGGAGAAGCUCAAAGAAUUGGAAGCAGAGAUUGAAAAGUUCAGGACUGAGAAUGCAGCUCUGGCCAAAAUUAGAAAAGAGCGGGAAGAGGUGUGGGAACAAUUUGUUAUUUAUUUGUAAGACGAAUAUUAGUGUAUGGUGUCACAUUAUGCGGUAUACGUACCUUUUGCUAACCGAGUUCGAGGUCCGUCCUGUAAGUUGCAGAACGAUUUUUUUUCGGCUCGGAUUUAAGGCCCAGGGGCGAGGCGAACGGGCCAGAAAUCCGAGUAGAGAAAAACUCGGUUUUGUAAAUUUCAGCACGGAUCAAGAAAACGAAAUUAUUCAUACAUUUUUUAUAUCUCUGGGUUCAAAUAGAGGAGGGAGAUUUCAAAUCAAACAAACCUUGAAUUAGCGGGCCAUGCAGAAAUAUGUGGUUCGCUAAAUCGACCAAUCAUAGCGCAUGCACUAACUAAGAGAUAAAAUAAUUCGAAUUACAUUGCCAUUGUCAAAGUUUGCGACUUUAGUGUCUCGUUCGAUGAAAAUUAUUUUCCAAUUUUUCCCAUGUUAAAUGAUGAACUGCAAACAUUAUUCUGAACUUUUGGUGUUUGUAUCCGUUACAUGCUGAUCAAACAGUCUCAUAUUUUACAGGGCUUGAAAAAGCUGCAAACGGAAAUAGCUGUGUUUGAGAAACAGAAAACAGAUGAACUUGAACGAUUAGAGCAGUUUAAGGAGGAAGAGAUGCGAAAGUUACGGUAUGUGUUCAUAGCUGGUCUCUUUCAGGCGUUCAGUUAUUAAAACAAAGCGCGAUGGUUAACGGCGAGAUAGUAGCGGAGGAGUGAAAAGAGGAGUGAGGUUUGGGUCGAGUUACCUGACCCAACCCGACCCAAGCCUCUCUCGUUUUUUUCACUCCUCCGCAACUCGUCCGCGGUUUAUUAUUUUGCAACCGGUAACAAGCGUGAUUUCAAGAUUCGAGACAGCUACCACUGGAUUAAACACAGGAUUUUCGUUAGCUCGCCCGUUCGUGUGUUUGUUAAUGCUUAUUGAGGCUAACUGAAAUUUAUGUAGGGCUUAAAAUCAAGUAAUUGCAGCGGUUUUAUCGAUGUGAUGCAGGGCACUCCAAGGCGUGUUGCAAGGGAAUUUCCAUGUGCUUUUCCUUUGUUACUUUGCUUGCUCAUAGCCUCUAAACCAUUCAUAUGCCAGGUGAAGGAUUCGUUAUUAAGUCUACUGAUCGAUCACAUAACUCGUGUCUGAGCUUUCCGACAAGUUCGGAUCAUCAAUUAGGUUUAAGUAGUGCCUAGUAUACUUUAAUCACUAAGUGUCUUCGGAUCAAGAUACCAUAAAUUCAAUCUUACAACUUGUGCCUUUUAGCCGCGAAAGACGAGUGUUUGAAAAGUAUCAGAAAGCUGCCCGUUCAAUGCCAGACAAGAAAGAACGCGAAGAGAUCGAGAGUUUACGAGAACAGGUAAAAACGUUAUUCUGUAAAAAUAAGUUUUGUUUAUGCAGUCUUGAACAAAGAACGGUAAAGGAAUUGAGUUGUCUCAUGUCUAAUAUGACAAACGUAGACUGGAAUAAACCAAUUGUUCUCUCGCUGGUUUUUAUCAUGGAUAAAUGAACGUUGGCAAAAAUUGACCACUUUAAACCACCAUACCCCUCUCAAUAGAUGGCAGAUUUGCAAGAAGAACUUAAGCGACGCGAAUCUCGCUGGUCAGCGGCUUCUACACGUUCCCGCCAAAAGAUCGAGGUCUUGGAAGAACAGAACAAAGAACUACAAGAAGAGGUGAAGCUUUUAGAACACUAUCGACUGCAACAGUGGAGAGAAGAGGAACAAGCGAAGGUGAGAUAUACCCCAGUAAAACAAUGUGGAGAUACAUCAGCUGUGUGUGACUUUACCAGGGUGUUAGUAAGACUGACAGAGCUGAAUAACGAACUUCCAGGUGAUGUUUCCCUUGCCGCUUCUCUUUUACAGAAAACUUUCAAAAAAUCUUUACAUCCCCUAAAUAUUUUCAAAAAUUAAUUUCCUCUUAAAGACAUUGGAAGUAGGAAAAGGCCUUCAACGACAACAAGAUGCCUCGGUUUUAAAUGCCAGCCCUUUUUUUCCUCAAAUUUCGCUGAUUUUUCAACCUCGUACACUUGAGCCCGCGUUAUUGACCGCUUACUUGUUACGUAGCAUUUCGCUAUUAAGCUCUGCUAGUAAGUCCCACAAAACAAAAAUUAACAUUCAUUUUGAGAACUUAAAAUCUUUUCACAGGCGAAAGAAGAAGAGGAGUCAAGACCGAAAAAACCUUUGCUGCGCAAAACUGCUAAGGCGACGGAAGAAGGUAACUUGAUACAUGGUGUCCUGGAUUUCUGUUUCAUCCCCGCAAAGGCAAUUUUGAUUUCUUCUGACUUAAGAACAGUUCGUUUAAUAUUCCAAAUCGAUGUCAAAGUGGGAAGAAAGAAGUUUACAUCACCGACGUACAUAGUUGGGAAUGCCAAAAAGCAACAAAACUGAGAGCAAUGAAGAAAAUGUUUACCCCGUGGUAGGAAUCUGCUUUUAAUGGAGCUUUUAGCACUGGAAAUAGCGAACUCAAACUACUCCUGCUAUAAUCAUAAGGAUUGCAAACGUCAUCAUUCCUGUCAUAUUUUUCAACAAAUGCUUUUGUACAUUUCUUUCGAUCAAGUCCCUCAUGAGGAAUCGAACCUCAGACCUUCGGAUUCCGCGCUCUGAUGCUCUACUCUGAGCCAAUAAUAUUAAAUAUAUAACCUAUAUAUGAUAUAUACAAACUUAACUCUUCUUCUCAACUACCUUAAUUCCUCAGAGCCAGGGCCCAGGCUCCCCGUGCGUCACCGAUCUCCUCCCAUGAGAGCAGCUCUUGCUGAAGUACUGCCCAGAUCUACUCCUGAAACUGCUACCAUUGAUCCUGAGACCAGGUGAUAUAGACACACUUGCUUGAUGUAUUACAACUAUCAUAAUUACAACCAGUGCCAUUUCCCAAAAUGUGAUUGGUGGAUGACCUGUUUUUCUGUUGUUGAUGCUGUUGUUGGUGGUCUUUUUCUUUCAACCGAUUGUUCUUUCGAAUUGUAUUCGGACAGUUAUAUCAGCUGAUAACACUGAGUUCACUUAAAUGAGUCCACCAAUCACCGUCUCGAUUACAUUAACCAUGACAAAGACAAAAUUUUCAUCCAAAGCUGGGGAGGUACCAAAGCGGAGAGAUUUAGUUCAUAGGACUUAUGUCCACAGUUCUUCAGUUUGACAGUUGGAAGCCAAUCUUCCAAUAAUUACAAUUUUUCUCGGAAAUUGCGAUAUUUUUGUCGUCCAUUUCGAUCCGUGAUCUUUCCUAGAACUGAUGAAGAACUGCCCCCUGUUGGCAUUACCAAUAGGAAGCGAUGGAAAGCGGAUGAAAAGCGGAUUUUGAGAAAUUGACGUAGACUGACUUCUUUAUGAAUUUUUUGGCAGGCUACCAAGUGCUGCUAUACAACUUGAUAAAAACAACAAUCAGUCAUCGAGUUCUCGCCAAGACGAAAAUACACCAUCAGAUGUACUUUAUAAUGAAAAGGAAGAAAUCAGCUCUGCUUUGAAGCCUGUGGAUGAUAACAAUCACGAUACAAUGAAAUCUAAACGAAGGUCAGAAUUCCUUUAUUUUCUACCAAGCUUCUUUUCCACACUUUUUUGACGUGUAGAUCCUUAAAGAUAUCGGAUUGGCUGAGAAACCUCAAGGGAAUGUAUCAACCAAUCAGUAAUGCGCUACGACGCAAUCGGCAAUGUGCACAAAGCAGCCAUUCGAGGCUGUCUCGAACACGUCUCUCAGUGGGUGCACGUCUCUCAGUGGGUGGAAGGGGAUAUUGUCGUUUAUGCUGCGUCAUUUUGAAUCAUCUCUGAAACAUCCUCCAAGAGAGUGAAGAGAAGGAAGGAGAAGACUUCACAUCACGUGUUUAUUAUUACCUCUUUUGCUUUUUUUAGUCCUCGAAGAAGAAGCAAAACGCCAGAAAGAGGAGAAAAGUUUAAACGAAACGUUCAUUUCCAAGAUGAGGAAAAAUAUGAUGAGAAUAACGCAAGGGAAAGCAGCAAUUCAGAUGAAAGAAAUAGACAAGAUACAAGAGAAAUAGUGCAUCCUGAUGGAAAGGUAAUGUUCAAUUGACAAAAUCGGUCAAACUGAAAUAUUGUUACUCCUCCCGGUAUGGUAUGCUGGUCCAUGACAGUAACUUCUCACCGGUUUGGAAUAUUUCUCUGGCUGUUGGGAACAUGGCUCUCGAGCCAAAAUUGCCAAUCCAGCCGGAGCUUAUGCCAGUUUCCACACUAUGAAGUGACAAUGAGAUUUUCUAUUUCCCCUAAGUGGGAUGCCAAGCUAUCCUCCGCACCCUCAAACCCCCCCCCCAAAAAAAAAUAUAUAGAGACAAGAAAAAGGAAAAAUACUUGUCAGGUUUGUUUUUAAGUUCGCAAACACUGUUCACAUUAGAACUUCUGUCGGAGAAAGGUGCUGUUAGAGUCAAGUUUCUUUUCCACAAGAGGGCUCUGAUCCAGUCCUCUCUAUAGCCUAGCAAUCUAAGACCAGCAUUUCUCUACAAAAGAUACAUUAAACGAAUUAUAUUUCCAGGUGGAGAAAGUUAAUAGUGACGGCUCUCGUGUGAUCUCCUUUGCAAACGGGACAAGAAAAGACAUCAGUGUCGACGGCCAAACUAUCACCGUCACUUUCUUCAACGGAGAUGUCAAACAGAUCAUGCCGGACCAACGAGUGGUGAGGCAAAUGUUAAGCACCAAACAUUCUCCCUUGCUUGCAGGACCUCUUAUUAUUAUUGGCGUUGCGGUUAGAGCGUUUCUUAGACAGCGAGAAAGGUGAAAGCCUGGAGCAAAGCGAUGGGUUUGCAAGGGGUCUAACACUAAUACUUAGUGCCAAAACUCCGCUAACUGGCAUUGCUCAAGGCCUCAACUUUCUUACGGGCGAAGCAACGCUCGUGUGGCGUCACUUUCUUAACUAUAUAAUCCCGAUUUUGUUUUUCGGUUACGCCAAGGAUGGAAAUUUACUUUUCAUGUUCAUGUUCUAUUCCUUUUAUCAGAUGUACUAUUAUUCUGACGUUCAAACAACUCAUACUACUUAUCCAGACGGGCUGGAGGUUUUGCAGUUUCCCAGGUUUGAGUACAGUAAAAUGUGUUACGCCCCUGAAGUUUCUUAAAGCCCAAACCGCAGCAAAACGCCAACUCACCAUUGGUGUUAGCUUUGCAUCCGACUGAUUUAGAGACUUGCUGAAUGUUUUUAGACCAACCUCAGAACGUAGCGAUGGAAAGUUUUUUUUAUCUUGUCAAAUUUUUCUAACUAAAGUGGACUGGCUUGACGAGUUUCCUUUUCAACUUUCCUUUGCGAAUUAACUUUUGGUUCAUGUGUCUGCGUGCCUUUCUCAAUAUAUAAAAAAUACGCCUUACUUGAUCGCAAUUUCCGCUUCAUAUCCAGUUUCACUUUUGUCUUUUUAGCAAACAAAUUGAGAAGCAUUAUCCCGACGGGACUAAAGAAAUUAUCUUCCCAGAUCAGACGAUAAAGUAUUUGUACCCGAACGGAGCAGAGGAAUGUGUAUUUAGUGACGGUACUAUACAGAAAGUUAGCGUGGAUGGCGAGCGAACCAUUGAAUUCCCAAACGGACAAAGAGAGACACACACGAAAUUCUAUAAAGUGAGCAGAAUUAGUCUUAGUUUCUAGUUAAACAUUUUGGCCAGUAUUCUCAGACAACCGGUUUCUGAAGUUUGAAGCUGUUGCUUAGCCACUUGCUAUGGCACCCUCUGGUGACUAUCCAUCGCUGGUAAAACCCCAACAUUUCAUCAGGUUUCCCAGAAUGCUCGUCUGUGCUCAGUUAUUCUUUUAAGUGGAGAGAAGCGCCAAGGAAUGACAUUGUUUUGAAAGAAUUGAGAUUGUCGAAACUCAGGUUUUUGUUAGCACGCCGGCCUUUUGUUAGCUCGUCGAUCGCUUUGGCGACAGUGAUGAAAUGUCACCCUUUUACCUCCACUGCAUGCUGGGAAAUAUGCGGAUGCCUAGUGACAUAAAAUUUCUCUGAGCGGACCGAAAACUUAGAAAACGUUAUUCAGUUUGUUUUAACUUACUGCUAUGUGAACUCAGUUUUCACACAUUUCCGUAUACAGCCAGUGUCAGUUACGAACUUGCUUUUUACAGAGUUAAGAGUUCUCUGCUUAAAAGAACUUCUACCGUGUCUUAGUACAACAGCAAUAACUGGUUAUCUUUUUCUCCCAUUCUUGUGUAGAAAAGAGAAUACCCUGACGGGACAGUAAAGACGGUCUAUCCCGAUGGUCGCACAGAGACCCGUUACGCUACGGGACGGGUGCGGGUCAAAGAUCGAGAGGGUCGCAUCCUCGUCGAUGCUCCCCACCAAGACAGAUAACAGUAGCUUCAGCGGUUUGAGAGAAUACUCCUCGGAUUGUCAAAGAAAAUGGCCUGACUUACUUACGAGACAAAAGUAGAUAACGUACCGUAUUAAUACUGAAAUCUUGUGGGUCUUUAAGGUCGUGUUUUUGCGAUUGUGAAAAAAUCGCGAAAUUGAAGACUUGGGAAUAAAAAUCCUCGAAGAAUUUUAACACGUGGAAUUGAAUCACCCAUAGAAAAUUCAAAUCACCGGUAAAAAAAAGAUCAACAUGUAAUAACCACAACAUAUACAGAACAUGUGUCGACAAAUACAAAAAUUAAAAACUGGUCUUACUGGUAAAUUCUAUGUGGGAUCUUCCGUUGUGAAAGGAAAUCUCCAUCUGAAGCGGCUAUAUUUGAAAAAACUCCUUCGAAUAUCUUUCGUGCAGUCGUCAAAUGUUAAGACAAAUUGAAAAGUAACAUGAAGUUGGGUAGGUUUGAUUCGCGAAAUUUAACGCUAUUGACUUUACGAUAGUAAAACCCCGAGAAAUACCGUCUCGCCAAAAGCGCCAAAUUAAGUACAAAUAAGGUAGUUUAUAAAAUCAGUGGACCUUUUGUAAGUAUGAGUGAAG